AUGAACAAUCGUAGUAGUGUAAAUGAAAGUAAUUUGGUGAGUUUCGCGACUGAUUUGCCUACUCUUAAUCAAUUGGACACAAAAGACUCGUUGUUAAGCUUCCCAUUCGACCAUAUAUACGCUUGCCAUUCUGAUAGUUCGGAUCGGAGGCAAACGCUUCAGCUCGACAAGGAGGUUGAGAUAUCUACUCAUUGUGUCGUUGAAGAAGAAAAGGAUUUGUUAGUGAGCCCCAGUCCUGAAGUGAACCAGCUUUCAACCAAACUCACCGCUGCUGAAAGCCAAAAUAAGAAGUUGAAGGAACUACUUAUCUACCACCUGGAUUUGAUUCAGCAGCAGAAUGAUUUAAUGACAAAGAGAGAGAAGGUGUAUCAAGCAUUGAAACAAGAGAAUGAUACACUUAAAACUAAACUGAAUCGUAUGGACAAAAAAGCUCCAGCGAAUCAAAGACAAAGUGUCAAUCCUCCACCAUUAGUGAAUGUUGUUCCCACAACAGCUACAUCAACGGUUGUAAAAACCGAACCAUCCCCAUCUUCACAGAUUAUGUUUAAUAGUUUUACUGAGCUAUUAUUGCCAGACAGCCAAACAAACUCGUACAUCUUUAACAGUGAUAUCAAUAAAUCAAAAGCAUUUACCAACAAUUCUGUUGACAUAACAAGGAGCUCAGAAUCGGAUGUAACUAGCUUUCUGCCUACUGAUUGGGCUGUGCCGUCUAUGUCAAUAUUGGAUAGCAAUUUGAAUUGCGACAAUUUCACCAUGAUUGAGAACAAGCGUUCCUAUGUUAAAAAAGAGAGCGCGAAACCGGAGCCCCGUCCGGAGCCGCUCUAUACUGUGACAUCCAACAGCGGCAACCCCGUUAUCCAGAAGAUACAAAGAAACCGAAGGCGGACCUCAGGCAUUGGAAGCCUAAGCCGCAUGUCGCGCAAUACCACACCCAAAGUAGAAAUGCCAGACACAAGUAAAAUGUUUGAAGACGAAAAAAGUUUUGAUCGCAAUUAUAGCGUUAAUAAGAAAAAUAAAGUAAAUACAUAUGGAAAAUCAAGAUCAACCAUUCCAAAAAAAACGACUCAGUUCACAGGAUCAUUAUCAGAUAGACUACAAUUGAUUGAUACUACGCCUACGGGGGAAGAUCCGUACCAGCUUGGUGAGGCUGACAUGAGAGAACAAUCGCCAAUCCCAAAACUUAUGUUACAAAAAUCACAUCAUGGGAGAAUGAAACUGUCCAGUGAUAAUCCAUCUACGGCUACGAGUACACGUCGCAUUUAUGACCCGGCAAUACCAGAAACAACAACUAAGCCGCUGAUCAAACCAAAGGUCGAAAGAUAUAGUUUAUCUAGCACCUUUGUACCUGAGCCAAAAAAAGAGUUACCAAAGACUCUUAUGGAAGGAGAGCCGGAUAUGGAUUUAGUGAAAAGUGAGCCAGAUCUAGAUUGGCAAAUGUUUAGUACCAGUAAAACUGGUAAUGAGACAAGCUUAUGUGAUUUUUCUUAUGGCGAAAACUCCAGCAACUUAGCCACAAGUAUUCUCCCUGGGUUGGAUUCGGUAGAAUUCCAAGAUUUAUUUAAUGCCGAUUCUCCAUUGAAUUUGGACACCUUGAAUCCGGUGGAUUUUACUCCAAUAACGGAAAACAAUAACCCUGAUAAAUCGAAACAGCGAGGUGCACGAACCACAAGCUUAUUAAGUCCAGAAGCACCUGGUGGAUCUGGCCUUAGUGCCAUUCCAGAUUUUGCUUCACCUGAGGCAGUGGAUUUCAAACGUGGUACUGAAAGCAAACGUGGCAGGAAACGUGCAAUGUCCGCCACAGGAGUUACUAAGGCGAAACGUGACCCUACGCCAAAGCAGGCUGCACCUAAACCAAAGCCAGUUAAAGGAAAAGCUGUUUCCCGAGGCAAAAAGCCAGCUGUACCCGGCAUGAUGACCUCAAAGCCAUAUCACACGUUGAUGGGCGAUCCUGAUCUAUCCUGGUACUUGGGACUGGACCCAGACAUUAAGUUUGAAGAUAUUGACCCUACUGAAGACCCCAAGGCUUCUACUGUCGAAGUACCCAGAUGGAGGGAGAAGCCGUACACGAGUUGCUACACUCUUGAGGGCACGGAGAAUCUAGACGACAAAGUUUUCGAAAAGAGGCACCAAAAGCUCGAAGCGGAGGAACGGAGACAGCUCAGGUGGCACAUGCGUCGAGUACGGGAGCAGAGACAUGUGGAGAGACUUCGGCUGAGACAGAGGGACUCUUGGUGCGGCGGGAGUGCCUCCCCAGCAUACCAACAGCCUUCGAUCUAUACGAUAUGGCCGCAGCCUCAGAGGGAUGCCCGUUUUAUCGAGAUUACGGAUUCCCUCCCUGUGAUGGCUUUUGGGGAGAUUCUACCUGCUCUACCGGAGACAGAUUUCAUGCUGCCAUGGGUGAGGACCUCGAAAGCUUUGAAGAGAGCAAAGAGAUCUAAGACGCUUCAUUGAAGCUUUCAACGUAAAACGAGGGUAAUGCAUCACAUAACAUGGAAGUGUGGAUAUUCGAUUUUGACAGUAUAAACUUGUCACAAUAAUUAUGAUGAGCUCAAAGACAAUGAACUAUUCUGAGAUUAUGAUAUCUCUUGUGUCGGACUGAAAUUUAAUGAAGUAAUGACACUUCAUUAUAAAAUAAGUAUAACUGAAGGUAGCAGUUUUAUUAAAAAUGUUAUUUCACAUUAUUCUAGCAGUGAGCUCUCUAUAUCUUCCCAAUGAAGAUUAUUCACAUAAUGUAAAUAUACUAUGCUUUAAAUUUGUGACUCUUUAAUGGACUGAAUUUGUAUAUAUGUGUAGUGUACGCGAUAUGAAUUUAUGCAUGUUUCUCUAGAGGGGUAUUGUAUGCGUAUGUUUACAUUAUUAUUUUGUAAAUGUUUUACAAUGUAUGAUUUACCAAAUAUAUAUUAGUGAUCGUUAAAUUUAAUUUUAACAGACGUUUCGUAUAUGAAAUACUUGGUAAAAUAUGAUUUGUUUUAUCAUGUCAAAACUUCAUUGGCGAUGUUCGUGUUGUUUUAAUGGGAUAAUAAAAAAAUGUAAAUAUAUUGCCAAUAUUGCAUUUGUUUUAUGUCUGGGCGUAUAAGUAAAACUUAGAAAUUACACCGCAUUAGUAUCCCUACUUAUAAUAUUUUUAAACAUCUUGUUUCUUUCACGCCAAGAACAUUUAAUGUGAGGUCGAAAGUGACAAAUCCGUAUUUAGAACAGUGAAACAGUGUUUAUUAGUGGGAUGCAUAGUGUCUUUUCCACAUACAAUCUUCCUAUCGAUGUUUACUUUUUAAACCGUCACCUACUAGUUUUUUAACGUUUGUGUAUUAUUAUAGGAACUGUGAUUCAAAAUAAUUAUUUUUAAUUGCUCUAGCAUAAUUAUGAAGUAAGAUUUUAAUGUAGUUAUUUGUGCAUCUGAGUAUUUAAUAUUGUACAAUAGAUGAUAUGAUUUGCAACAUGAAAUUAAUUAACUGAUGUAGUAUAUUAGCAAUUUGGAAAAUUGCGGUUUGUCGACGGCGCCAUAUUAUAAGUAAAGUUUGAUCAGAAAUAAUGCGUAAAAGAAAGCGAAAAACCAAAAAUAUUCAUUACAGCAUAAAUCUUAGGGUAUGGGUUGCAUCUGUGCAACAUAGUACAUACAACUACAUACAGAUAUUACAUUAUAAUUCGUAUUAUAAAUAAUUUCCCUGUUUGUAAUAAUUACCUCUAGAACUAAAACAAUAUCAUUACCAUUCUGCAAGGACUGCUUAGAAGUCCGCCUUUCAGAUUGAUACCAAUGUAUAUAAGUAUGUAUAUAAGUAUCCCUGUGGCUGGUUAGACGAAAACUAAGCUAAGGUAUAAUCUAUCCGUGAAUGUAUAUUCAUUAUUGAUUAAUGUUAAACUAUAUUCUAUAUAUAACACUCCUUGGUACAAUCUAUUGCAACCGUUGAAAAUAUUUUACCCUUAAUAUGGAAACAUUUUACCAUAGUAGGUUCAUAAAUAAGCAAGCAACGCUCAUCGCAUUGUUAAUUAACUCAAUAUUAUUCAGUGUUUGUCGAUAACUAUAAGAUGUAAGAUAACAAGUAGCAAAAUUUAACCAAGGUUAUAACAGUAAGUUCUCGUAGGUAUAUAGACCGAGUAUUUAUAUUUGUGGUAAUAUUCACAUUUAAUACUAUCGAAGAGCCUUUUUUCUUUCUAACAAUAAUCACAGAACACACUGGCCGUCUUUAUCAAUAAUAUACUUAGAUAAAAAAUAAAUGAAAUAUUUUUUCUGUAGAUAAAUUCGGUCCUAUAUAAAUUACGAUUUUAUUCAUUCUUCUAGAGGUAAAUAUUUAAUAAAUUUCUUAUACAAUUUUCUUACUGUUUUAUACAAAUCCUUUUAUGGACUAUUUCCAGAAAAAAAUAAUUCAACUUUGGAUACAUGGUUUUCGAAUUUUACAUUUUAUUAUUUUUAUUAUAAUGUUUUGGGAUUUUUUUAAUUCUUUUCAUAUUAUGGUAUAGAUUUUUACUGGCAAGAUUAGUAAUUUAAUAAUGCCACUAUGUCUCAUAUUGAUAUGUAUAUAUUUGUGCUUGAUUCAGAAACAAUCACAUACGGUUAAAACACUCAUUCGUAUUUAAAAUCAAUUUAAACUGAGUAGUAUGAUGUACAUGUACAACGAAGGUACCUAUUUAAUUUUACUGAAAUAAAUAUAUAGUGCUCAGUCAAAUACCAGAAUUAUUAUUUUGUAAAAGGUAAAAGUUACGUAAUUGGUAGGGAUUUCCAAUAGUGUUAUAAUUGUUUUUUCGCAAAGCCACAAGUAAAUAUGCAUGAUGUUAUAUUCCCUUGCCUCACAAAUUAUCACUUUAUACCUUAUAUUUUAUGUCAGUUCCGUAAAUCGGGAGCUAGUACUACAACAUUAUUUAUUUUGUAGACACAGCUCUAGUUCGAGUAUUCCCUGUGUGUGUUAAUCACUCCUACUUGGAUACAGUUUUAAUUUGUAUCAACAUUUGUAUACUAUGUUAUUCGCGAAUAAGAUAUAAAUCAUAGUGUAUAAGAUGAUGCGUAGAUAAUUGGAAUGAUUCGUGUAUAUGCCAAAUAUCUAAGAAACAAUAUACUUGUGGCUGAAUGUAUUAGAUGCUGAACUUAUGUGUUAAAGUUGAAUAUUACAUGUAAUAACCAUAUUGCAAUUCUAUUGUGCGUACGAUCUGUCUGUCUCACUUCAUAUAAUAGGGGCCCUCAUGAUGACGUAAUAAUGCCCUUAUUAUAAUAUACCACAUUUUAUGUCAACAUUCAUAUUUCAAGUGGUAAUAAUAAUAAAUGUAUGUAAACUAUGUUAGGUGUUUAAUGGUAACUUAGUUAGCCACACUGGAUGUUGUCAUAUUAAGAUCUCAUUAUAUAAGAUUAAUUGGACUGUCAUUACAUAAUAAUCCAUUUACCGUUUAAAAAUGCUGUAGGUCAUUUCCAGUACAUAUGCAUGUGUAGUUCAGGGAAGUUACAAAAAGUUAUCAUGCAAAAAAUAUAUCAAGAUUUUUACCGGGAUAAUUUAUUUUUAUAUAUUGGCCAAUAGUUAAUAUUAUGCCGGCGCCACACAUAGCAAAAAUAUUUGAACACAUGUGUAGCAUGGGUAUUUGCGGAGUUGUGCAAAGUUGGUUUAAAUGUUUGCGUAUUUGGCAUUCAGUAUCGGUUUCUCGAUCACACAUCAAAGCGUUCAUAGUUGAAUGGUUUGCAUAUCCUGCCACACUUACACAAAGUUCAGUUUUAUAGAGUUGCUUGAAGGAGAACCGAUUAGAUGGAAACCUAAAAGUAAAAGCAAUCAAAAUUUAAAUUUGGUCAGUGCCACUUGGAUCAGAAUAACGAGUAAACUGUUAUCUUGCUCUAUAUCGCAGUUUUUAUUUUAUUUUUAUAUAGGUACAUGUAAUAAAUAAUUAUAUUCACAAGUAGUACAAGUGUAAGGCUUCCACAAAAUGAAUGAAUGAAUGAAUACUGUGACCGAAUUUAUUUGGAAAGCCUGUGUGGCAGGUCCAGGAAAAACUAUGUUCAAAUGUUUGGCAAAGUCUUUGUUCAAAUAUUUGUCUGUAUGUGGAGUCGGCAUUAUGGUGUGCUCUGAUAGGGUAUCAUAAAAAUAUUUAGUUGGAUAUUUAAUUUAUUAGAAUAUUGUACAAUAACACAACAUGUUGUACAAUAUUAGAAUAUUGUAAUAACACACACUCAGGCACAGAGUUUGUUUUCAUUUUAAAAUAUACCUUUCCACUGUAUGAUAAAUUAAGAAUGAAAUAAUAUCACUUCAGAAAAUCUUAGGAAAUGUAUAUAGCUAUACAGUUUUCAGAUAGGAUUCAAACUCAAAAUGCAGGUAUCUGAAAUUUUUUAUACAAUCUUAUAAUCUUCCCGCUAACGGACUUCAAUUGUAUGUCGUUUUUAAAACUUGCAUGAUAAUAUAGUCAAUAGAUAUUGAUAGUAAAUAAAUAAAGAUGUACUUUGUAUAUAUCGCACAUAGAAUAUUUAUUUUCUCAAAUUGUUUUCUUGUGAUUCCUGAUUCUAAAUUAGUCAUAAUCCCGGUAAAAAUCAACACGAUUUAAUAGUGGCAAAAUUGUUUUUCUUCUGUGGUACUAUAAUAAAUUUGUGAAAAUUGCAUAUCAUGUAGCAAAAUAUACAAUUUGGCUCUAAAUUACUUUACUUUGUGAAUAUAUUGUCAUUACAUUAAAUUUAAGGACUUUAAUAUUGUCUUUAUUCUUAUUGUUUUAUUAUAACAUUUCAAAGUUGUUGUAAUUUAACGUUAGUUUAUUAUGUGGCAUUUAUUUAAUAAUCUCAACAAAAUCCUGUACAUUUUGUUGUACAAGAAGAGCUAGUAGUGUUUUAACACUAUUAAUAAAAUAAUUUAUCUUCCCAUAUAUCUUAAGAUUCCUAUUUUCAUUAUUGUUUUGGAUUCAUGUGAUACUUUAAGCUGUAUAAGUGGAAAUAAAGAACAUUCAUGAA
Molecule: messenger RNA, 6907 nt
Organism: Manduca sexta (tobacco hornworm)
Lineage: Eukaryota; Metazoa; Arthropoda; Insecta; Lepidoptera; Sphingidae
Gene: MSL1
Exons: 11
Coding region: 1-2451 (816 amino acids)
Cellular component (GO): MSL complex
Source: RefSeq, a predicted model, not a curated record